AGCGAGCGAGAGAGAGAGAGAGAAAGAAAGAAAGAGAGGGAGAGAGGUGAUCGAGUCUCAGCCGGGCGGCACGGUAACGGCGUGUUCCUCAAUCGAGCACCGUAGGAAAUGGCGGACACGACUGUAGACGCUACGCGACGCCUGAACGUGAAAAAACAAACGCUGGAUGACGCUUACGCGGCGCCCGCCAACUUCCUCGAAAUCGACGUAAUUAAUCCAAUCACACAUGGUGUCGGCAAGAAACGUUACACCGAUUACGAGGUCCGCAUGAGGACAAACUUACCAGUCUUUAAAGUAAAGGAUUCAACCGUGAGGAGACGAUACAGUGAUUUCGAGUGGCUGAGGAAUGAAUUAGAAAGAGAUAGUAAGAUUGUAGUGCCACCUUUACCAGGGAAAGCCUGGAAACGUCAGAUGCCUUUUCGUGGAGACGAUGGCAUAUUCGAGGAGGAUUUCAUCGAAGAUCGGAGGAAAGGCUUGGAGGUUUUUGUUAAUAACCCUUUCAGCGCUAUGAACCCGUCAUAUAUAUGUGUUCCAAUGCUAACGUGUAUUACGUCCAGUCUGGCGGCGUAUCGCGUUCGAUCGAAGGUUUUUUUAGUGCUGAAAAGGUUAAAGGAACGGCCAUUUACUACGCCCGACAAUCGGACAAAUCGUCACAGGUCGUCGUUGAAACACGUCCGGACAUCCCUUGGCACAGAACGAACGAUGUUUACACAUGUUUCUACAGGAGGCUGUAAUAGACAAGAACUAUGUACCUGGAAAAAUACGUAAUACAUAAGUACGCUCGUAAGGAAGUAUCACAAGAAUACCUUUUUCCACCAAGCCUUUACUACCUACUCAUGAGAGAGAGGUCACGUUUUCAUUGUAUUGACAUCUUAUUCGGAAAUUUACACGUCCCUCGAUAUUUUUGCAACAGUUAAACUUGAGCGAACUUCCAAUUGCGCUACGACCGUCGAAUCGGAACACGUGUUUGGGGAUGUACACACACACACACACACAUUCACACAUUUAGUUCACUCUCCGUAAAUAUGCUAAUCUACGAUAUAAAAAUAUAAUAGCUAAGCGUCUUUAUAUGGAGGAGGAGGAAAUAAAAUAGAGUAAAUCGGCAAGAUCA
Molecule: messenger RNA, 1111 nt
Organism: Dinoponera quadriceps
Lineage: Eukaryota; Metazoa; Arthropoda; Insecta; Hymenoptera; Formicidae
Gene: Snx3
Product: sorting nexin-12
Exons: 6
Coding region: 109-768 (219 amino acids)
Biological process (GO): endocytic recycling; late endosome to Golgi transport
Cellular component (GO): retromer complex; early endosome membrane
Molecular function (GO): phosphatidylinositol-3-phosphate binding
Source: RefSeq, a predicted model, not a curated record